Molecule: messenger RNA, 464 nt
Organism: Staurois parvus
Lineage: Eukaryota; Metazoa; Chordata; Amphibia; Anura; Ranidae
Source: the annotation of a GenBank genome assembly
UGCCCACAGUCUGCUUCCCCUCCCUCCCUAAAGGUCCGCAGUGUCUGGUCAUGCCCUGUACUGUCUGCAGUCUCUGUUCAUCUUCUGUACUGUCCGCAGUCUCUGGUCAUCCCCUGUACUGUCCACAGUCUCCGGUCAUCUCCUGUACUAUGUCCACAGUCUCUGGUCAUCUCCUGUACUGUGUCCACAGUCUCUGGUCAUCUCCUGUACUGUGUCCGCAGUCUCUGGUCAUCUCCUGUACUGUGUCCGCAGUCUCUGGUCAUCUCCUGUACUGUCCACAGUCUCUGGUCAUCUCCUGUACUGUCCACAGUCUCUGGUCAUCUCCUGUACUGUGUCCGCAGUCUCUGGUCAUCUCCUGUACUAUGUCCGCAGUCUCUGGUCAUCCCUGUACUGUGUCCGCAGUCUCUGGUCAUCUCCUGUACUGUGUCCGCAGUCUCUGGUCAUCCCUGUACUGUGUCCGCAGU